UGUCAGAGGGAAGGUUUUCCUCGCGUUCCGACACGAACACACACUACACACUCUCACACACUCUCUCUCUCACACUACACACUAACACACUCUCUCUCUCACACUACACACUAACACACACUCUCUCUCACACUACACACUCUGCUGUGGAGAGAUUAAUGAGAUGAAGAGCGCAGUGUGAGAUCAGUGUGUGAGAUCACUCGGGGCAGGGAAGAGAAAGAAUGGACGCUGUUGAUGCGGUGUUCUACCCCAGCAGGCGGGACACUAACCCCCUGCUGGACCAGCUGCCCAGUUACCAGUCCCUGCUGUACAGGAGGAAGUCCUCAGGCAGCAGUAAGAGGCGCAGUUCUACACGGGGGCGCUACACUUCCACCGGCAGUUCCUCAGAGGUUGGGGUGAGCAGAGAGGCCGGGACCAGCAGAGGGGGUGGGGUUCAGGACAGGAAAUGGACUUAUAGGCAGGAGGACAGAACAAUUCAGGGAGCCACCGAGCACAGACCUGCACGAGAGCUUCCGAGGAACAUGGAGGAAAAACGCAAACACAGAGAGCUGCAGCAGCACAGAGAGCAGGGUGUGUGUUCUCAGUGGAGAGUCAGUGUUCUUCACUAUCUGAAGAGGAUGAAGGAGGACAGCAUGGAGUUAGUGAGCACGCUGCAGCUGUGGAGGAGUGAUAUACACCUUAUCGAGGGCAUGUUUGGUACAGGGAUCCUGUCGUACUUCUCAUUCCUGCGCUUCUUGGUUCUGCUGAACUUUGUGAUGUUCCUGUUGAUGUUCAGUUUUGUGAUGUUGCCCAUCAUUGUGUCUACACACACCUCGUCCAUCAACUCCACUCUGACCACAGGGGGCACUGCAGGGGCUCAGUGCACGGUUUACUCCCGCUCCUCCUCUCAGAAGGGACUGGUCAUGUUCCACCAGCACAUCAUCGACCUGCUGUCUGGCACAGGCUUCCUGGAACACACUUACCUGUUCUAUGGUUACUAUAAUGUGGAGUCAUUAACCUUCUCAGGCUUCAGCUAUAACCUGCCGUUAGCCUACGUGCUCUGCACCAUCGCAUGCCUGCUGCUCAGCCUCAUCUGGAUCGUCAAGAGGUCGGCUGCAGGCUUUAAGAGGAAGCUGAUUCAGGAUGAAGAUCGGUUCCAGAGUUUUUGUAACAAGAUCUUUGCUGGCUGGGAUUUCUGUAUAACUGAUGAGAACACAGCACGUUUGAAACACAGCAGCCUGCUGUAUGAGCUCAAGACGGAUCUGGAGGAGGAGCGGAUCAGGCAGAAGAUGGCUGACCGUUCCCAGAAGGAGAAAUGUCGUAUCUACUCCCUCCGAGUUGCCCUCAACUUGUUUGUGAUUGCCGUGCUCGUCUGCUGCUUCUACUGCAUCUACAGUGCCACCAUCUUCUCCCUGAAGGCUCAGGCUCAGCAUCAGAGGUAUAACUUCAUAGUGAAGCUGAUCUUUGAGUAUCUGCCCUCCAUUGUCAUCACACUGGCCAACUUCAUCACACCUAUCAUCUUCAGCGUCAUCAUCAACUUUGAGGAUUACUCUCCCGCCUUUGAGAUCCGCUUCACACUCCUCAGGUGUGUGUUCAUGCGUUUGGCCAGUAUCGGAGUCCUGCUGUUCUCUCUGUGGUUUCAGAUUACCUCCUGCUCUGGGACAGAGGACCAUGUGUGUCCCUGUGGAUACAACCACCAGCUUUACCCUUGCUGGGAGACCCAUGUAGGGCAGGAGAUGUACAAGCUGAUGAUCUUUGAUUUCCUCAUCAUUGGAGCAGUCACCAUCUUUGUUGAGUUUCCCAGAAAGAUCCUGGUGAAUCACUGUGACUGGGGUUUGGUAAAGUGGUUGGGUCAGCAGGAAUUCUCCAUCCCUCAGAAUGUUCUGGAGAUUGUCUAUGGGCAAACCAUCUGCUGGAUCGGCACGUUCUACUGCCCCCUGAUGCCUGCCAUCAACACUAUCAAGUACUUCUUUGUCUUCUACAUCAAGAAGGUGACUCUGGUGAAUAACUGUCGUCCUGCAUCUCGUCCGUUCCGUGCCAGCAGCUCCAACUUCUUCUUCCUGGCGGUGCUGCUGAUUGGAUUAGCACUUGCUACAGUUCCUGUUACAGUCAGCAUCGCACAGAUCCAUAGCUCAGGGGCGUGUGGAGCAUUUAUGAAUUACACCACAUCGUGGGAGGUCGUACCUCGCUCAGUGUCUCAGCUGCCCUCAAAACUGCAGGCUGUCUUCACUGCACUCUCCUCAGAGGCCUGCGCGGUGUCCCUCUUCGUCAUCACCUGUUUGGCAAUGUUCUAUGUGAUUGCGUUAGCUGGAGCUCAUAAACGUGUCAUCAAUCAACUGAGAGAGCAGCUGGCCAUGGAGGGGAAAGAUAAGCGAUUUCUGAUUCAGAAAUUGCUUCAGGCUCAGUCUAAUCCCCGUUGCCGUGGGAACCAGAAGCCCAGCAGCUCCAGUGUGUAUAUGAUUUCUCCGCCCACUGAGACACAUGCGUAAUAUAUUUUCCUCUCGUUGGCUUGGUGCAUAACGAGCUGUCCUGUGAUUGGGUCUGGGGUCUGUGGUCUCUUCUUAUGAGACCAGCUCAUAACCAACUGUCUGAUUUGGUUCAGUCCAGAACAAGACUCUCACCACUAAACAAGCUGGACUCUUAUUGGCUGAAGCAUUAAUGUUUGUUUUUGAUUGGACCGAUCCAUGACCAUCCCUGUUCUGAUUCGCUGUAAUGAUUUAAUCAGGAGUUCUCGUUAGUCAUAUUAAUGUGGAGCUCUUGACUGUCUUUGACAAAAUCACAACCUAAUGAGCUUUCAUCUGAUUAGUUAUACAGUCACAGAGACUCUCUGAUUGGUUAAACUGUUACAUGGUGUCUCUUCAUUGGGUAGACUGUGUAUUUUGUGUGUGUGUGUGUGUGUGUGUGUGUUACACUUUUGUAUCGUGGGGUUUUAAAAAAAUUUUUUUUUAUAUACAUAUUUCACUCGUGCUCAGACAGUGUAGGGAAUUAAACAAAUGCAUUAAUCUUGUUUUUUCAGUGGGCGGCACGGUGGUGUAGUGGUUAGCACUGUCGCCUCACAGCAAGAAGGUUCUGGGUUCGAGCCCCGUGGCCGGCGAGGACUUUUCUGUGUGGAGUUUGCAUGUUCUCCCCGUGUCUGCGUGGGUUUCCUCCGGGUGCUCCGGUUUCCCCCACAGUCCAAAGACAUGCAGUUAGGUUAACGUGGGCCUUGGGCUGAGGUGCCCUUGAGCGAGGUACUGAACCCCUGACUGCUCCCCGGGCGCUCUGGUGUGGCUGCCCACUGCUCUGGGUGUGUGUGUGUGCGUUCACUGCUUCAGAUGGGUUAAAUGUAGAGGAUGAAUUUCACUGUGUUUGAAGUGUGCACGUGACAAAUAAAGGUUUCUUUUUCUU
Messenger RNA from Neoarius graeffei (lesser salmon catfish), 3366 nucleotides. RefSeq names its product transmembrane channel-like protein 7. Gene Ontology annotation, cellular component: plasma membrane. Lineage: Eukaryota; Metazoa; Chordata; Actinopteri; Siluriformes; Ariidae. The transcript has 15 exons. Gene Ontology annotation, molecular function: mechanosensitive monoatomic ion channel activity. The record is from RefSeq and is a predicted model, not a curated record. Bases 222 to 2468 code for a protein of 748 amino acids.